Messenger RNA from Danio rerio (zebrafish), 1890 nucleotides. The record is from RefSeq and is a predicted model, not a curated record. Lineage: Eukaryota; Metazoa; Chordata; Actinopteri; Cypriniformes; Danionidae.
UGAACAUUUUCACGGAACUUUCUUUUUAUAAAUAGUGAAUGGUAACAGAGACUCAUUACGCCCAAAAGCCCACUAGGAUUUAUGCCAUGUGUAUUAAUAUAUUUUUCAUAGUGGAUAAAGUUUAGUUUACCACCACGAGGGAAAGAAACCGCCGCGCUCUAACAUCAUCCGUGAUCAUCGCUUGUUCAUUAUUGGGGACUCCAAGUCCCAGGAGACACCGCGAUUGAUUUCCAGCUCAGCCGUUACCAUAGUUACAUUCACUGUCCAAGUGCCUAACAGCACAGUGAAGUGAGCGCAGCCAAGUUUGCGAAGGAAGGUGCGAAACUGACAACGUUUCUGAAGCGAGUAUAAGAGUUGAUCUACAUUGAAAGAUGGAGGGAUGCGUGGUUCGUCUUCACGGAGUUAUGUUCAAUGGUUUAAAUACUCAACUCAUCAUAAUCAACUUCAACCAACUCUUCAAAACUAGAGAUGCUCCUGCAAUUCUGCCUACGAUAAAGAACGAGGAUGUUGCUCGUGCUGUGGUGGCUCUAUUGGACAUGUCCUUGCCUGAUGUCGGCCCUAAAGAUAUUCACGCAACAGUGCAUUACCCUGGGGUACAUACUAUCAUUAUGACACGAGACCAUGAUGAUGCUUUAGUGGAAUAUACUGGAAGACCAUUCCGAAAAAAGGAGGCAACACUGAGCCCAGUGCCCCGUGAAACAUCUAACAGUGUUGAUCCCACACAUAAGCUGCUUUCUGAGCUAUACAGCGACUCUGAGGAAAGUUCAGAGGAGGAAAGUUCAGAGGAGAUGUUAGCAGAAGAAGCAAGUAGCAGAUGGUCUUGGGGGAAAUUUAAAGAAGGCCUGCAGGAGCUCGUGGACGGAGCGAGGAAUAGAAAGAAAAGAAGAGAAAUACGUGGAGAGGAUGGAAAGAUUCCAACAUCCGCCGUUGGAGUGGAAUCUCUGAUCGUUGCUGCUGCUUGCUACGAACUCAAGACACUGUUUACAGGAAACAAAGUGCUUCAGCUGUCUCUUUUGGCUGUUAGGAAAAACUACCGGCACCAGGGGAUUGGCAGCUACAUCGUACAGCUUCUGAAGUCUCAGUCUGUAGUAGGACAGUAUGACACACUUGUCGCCCACGCUGACACCGAUACAACAGCAUUCUUCAAUAGCAACGGGUUCUCUGACGACCUCAUGCUCAACGACAUGUUCAAAGAGCUGAAAGAUGAAUGGACCAACAGUAUUAUAAUGAGUUACCUGCCACCCUUUACCACAGACCUCACAAUGAGAGAUCCUGAUUUCUCCCUGAGUUUACAAGAGGUGGAGAUAGAGUUGAAAACUGCGAGGUCACAGGCUCUCUGUGCGUAUCAGCAACAGAUGGUGUGUGUGACCAGGCUUCUCAAAGAGGUCAAGAUCCUACGCCAACAGCUUUCAACAGUACGUGAAGAAGCAGAUUGUCUUCAUCUCAGGCUGGAACAUGAAAAACGAAAACGGCAUGACGUAGAAAACAGGUUUAUGAUGUACAGGCUGAAGAAUGCACAGAAGCUGUUGGACAGUACUGCCACAGACUUAGAUGACCAGGAACAUUUAAAUGCAGAAACACAAGAGCAAGAAACAGGACAGUCCAAACAACCUUUCAUCCAAACACCAGAGGGCGCUGAAGGUUGUUGAGGAAACAGCUUCUUUGUUUAUUUUAAUCUGAAUUUUAAGUCUUGACUGAUGUAUUGUGUUCAUUGUAAGUUUUGUACCUUUUAUUGCAGGCUUUAGGAAGACUGUUAAUUGGCUAAUAUAUAUUCAUAUGUUUUUACUUUUGUUAGUAUGUUUAUUUUUAAUUCUGUCUCAGUUUUUGAAUGUCACGUGAGUGAUUUCCUGUAGUAAACGUCUCUGGACCAGCUUUAAAAAAUACAAAGGA